Molecule: messenger RNA, 1100 nt
Organism: Tribolium madens (black flour beetle)
Lineage: Eukaryota; Metazoa; Arthropoda; Insecta; Coleoptera; Tenebrionidae
Product: leukocyte surface antigen CD53-like
Exons: 4
Coding region: 71-772 (233 amino acids)
Biological process (GO): protein localization to plasma membrane; protein maturation
Cellular component (GO): membrane
Source: RefSeq, a predicted model, not a curated record
AAAAAAAUAUCACUUACUCACCAAUAACUAUUACAUAACCUCUUGAUAAAAAUCAAAUCACUGAAUUAAAAUGGCCUGCUACAAAUCCUGUCGAAAGUGGACUGUUAUAAUCUUCAAUUUAAUAUUUUUGAUUGUCGGUUUAGUUUUAGUAGCUUCAGGAACAUUUUGGAAAAUCAGAUACAACAAUUUGCAUUCAAUCAUUCCUUCCACCUAUUCAUAUUACACAAGUGCACCUCUUUUGUUAAUAAUUCUAGGAAGUAUAACUGUAAUCGUUUCACUUUUUGGAAGCCUUGGAGUUUGGAGGAAAAAUCCUCCCAUUCUGACUACUCACACUAUUAUUCUUAUCGUUUUCUUCAUCCUCCAAAUCAUUCUAAGCACUGUAAGCUUCUGGGUACUGAGUCAAGAUAAUUUGAAGGAAAACGUUUACAACAACGUGAAUAAUAUUUAUAAAAGUGAUAACAACACAGAGCUGAUUAACUUUAUUCAAGAAGAACUAAAAUGCUGUGGACCAACCGGUAUCACAUCUAUUAAAAAUUUGACAAUUUUACCAGAUAUUAUAAAAAGUUGCUACAAAAAUCAUGAUACCACUACACUAGCGUUUGCAGAUGGAUGUAAAAAAGCAGUUUACAAUUUUAUUAUAUUAACUAUUAGAGGAAUUGGAACAACGAUUCUUGGCUUGGCACCGCUUGAAGUUGUUGGAGCUACACUGUCGCUAAGUCUUGCUAACGCAAUAAGAAAUCAAAGACGGAGAUAUGGAAAGUACUUGGACUGAAGCUUUUUAAUCUAAACUUUCUGUAUCUUCUUUGAAUAAAGUUUGGGAAUCGGAAUUUGAUUCGAAAUACUCUAUUUUGUUAGUAGUGUAAAACCUUCUAAAAUGUUGGAAAAAAAUCGCCGCAAUUCCCUAAAAUUAAAGUUUCAUCCACAACAAUUUAAAAAUUGUCACCUACUUUUAACACUGAUACAACCACCAUAAAAACUCCAAUAUUUGUAGCACCACCAAUUAAAAUAUUCCUAACAGGUGAUUCAAACUUAUAACACAAAAGAAUUAUCCCAAAUAUGGAUUCUACAACUGAGACUGCAGAAAUUAUAACAAUGUACUA